Molecule: messenger RNA, 1070 nt
Organism: Cornus florida
Lineage: Eukaryota; Viridiplantae; Streptophyta; Magnoliopsida; Cornales; Cornaceae
Product: enoyl-CoA delta isomerase 2, peroxisomal-like
Exons: 1
Coding region: 137-862 (241 amino acids)
Biological process (GO): fatty acid beta-oxidation
Cellular component (GO): peroxisome
Molecular function (GO): delta(3)-delta(2)-enoyl-CoA isomerase activity; enoyl-CoA hydratase activity
Source: RefSeq, a predicted model, not a curated record
UGCAAAUGGACAUAAUGGAUAACAAUUGGAUAUUCGUCCCGCCCAAUCACAUGUACGCAUAAUCAAUUUUAUUGUUUUUUUCUGCAUCCGUUCCAACCCAUACAUUCAUUUCCAUGCCCGAGAUCAGAUCACCACCAUGUGUACGUUGGAGAAGCGCGGGAACAUCUUCUUCCUAACCCUAACCGGAGACGACGAGCACCGGUUAAACCCUACACUCAUAGCCUCUCUCCGUUCGGCUCUCUCCGAUGCCAAGUCACAGUCCACUCGCGGCUCGGUUUUAAUCACCACAGCGCAAGGCAAGUUCUUCUCCCACGGCUUCGACCUCAAGUGGGCCCAAGCUGCCGGCUCUGCUUCGGCCUCCAAAAACCGGCUUCUCCAGCUGGUGGAACUCUUCAGGCCGAUUGUCGCUGACCUGUUGGCCCUCCCGAUGCCGACCAUAGCUGCGGUGACCGGACACGCCAUUGCCGCGGGGUCGAUGCUGGCGAUGAGCCACGACUACGUCCUCAUGAGGAGCGACAGAGGCGUGCUCUACAUGGGCGAGCUCGACAUAGGGCUGACUAUACCGGACUACUUCAUGGCACUGGUGAGGUCGAAGGUGGCUUUGGCGGAGGCUCGCCGCGACUUGCUGUUGAGAGCGUUGAAGGUCAAGGCGGAGGAGGCGGUGGCUAUGCGGAUUGUGCACUCGGCGCACGGUAGCGUGGAGGGCACGGUGGAGGCUGCGGUGCGCCUUGGGGAGGAAUUGGGCAAGAGAAGGUGGGACGGCGAGGUGUAUGCGGAGAUAAGGAAGGGGAUGUAUCCGGAGCUACGUGGCAUGCUGGGGUUGGAGGAGAAGAUCAUAGUCUCACUCUCUCCACGGCUUUAAAAAAUCACAAAAGUGUUUUCUGUGCUUUAUAUAUUCUCCUCAAAUUGCUUUGGUUGUGGUGUGGCGGUACGAGGAAACCAAAUUAAUCUGUGAUCCUCCGUUAAAAGGGAGAAUAGUUAAAAGAUGGAAAAGAAAGGAUUAAAUGUAAUAGAAGAGCGACUAAAUUGGGGCAACGGAUUAUAUAUGAACACAAUUUUAGAAUUUUAAA